Molecule: messenger RNA, 3376 nt
Organism: Notothenia coriiceps (black rockcod)
Lineage: Eukaryota; Metazoa; Chordata; Actinopteri; Perciformes; Nototheniidae
Gene: r3hdm2
Product: R3H domain containing 2
Exons: 23
Coding region: 1-3000 (999 amino acids)
Molecular function (GO): nucleic acid binding
Source: RefSeq, a predicted model, not a curated record
AUGUUUACUGAGUCUAAUGCCAAGCUGAAGCUGGUACGGAGUCUGGCAGUAUGUGAGGAGUCCUCCGGUCCGUUCUCCACUGAUGGACCUCCAGAAUCGGAAAUUAUCCAGCUUCACAUCAGCUGUCCGUCAGACAAGGAGGAAGAGAAGUCCUCAAAGGACGAAUAUGAGAAUGAAGAGAAGGAGAAGAAGGACAAGGCUCCACGGAAGAUGUUGUCACGUGACUCCAGUCAGGAAUACACUGACUCCACGGGCAUCGAUGUCCAUGAGUUUCUGGUCAACACACUGAAGAACAAUCCCAGGGAUCGAAUGAUGCUGCUCAAACUAGAACAAGAUAUCCUGGAGUUCAUUAAUGACGACAAUAACCAGUAUAAGAAGUUUCCUCAGAUGACGUCCUAUCACCGCAUGCUGCUUCACCGCGUGGCGGCCUACUUCGGCAUGGACCACAACGUGGAUCAGACGGGAAAGGCUGUCAUCAUCAACAAGACUGGCAACACUCGCAUCCCAGAACAAAGAUUCUCUGAACACAUCAAAGAUGAACGUAACAUGGACUUCCAGAAGAAAUUCAUCCUGAAGAGAGAUGAUGCCAGCAUGGACAAGGAUGAUAAUCAGAUCCGUGUGCCGCUGCAGGACGGGCGACGUAGCAAGUCCAUUGAAGAGCGAGAGGAAGAGUAUCAGCGGGUACGAGAUAGGAUCUUUGCCCGAGAAUCCUCUCAAAAUGGAUACAUCAAUGACAACAGACUUUCCACUGAGGGCUACUGCUCUAGCUCUCAAAAGAGGAGGCAGAUCUUUAGAGGGAACCGUGAGAGCUCCAGCCGGGCGUCUAGCAGUCGUCAAAGCAGCACAGACAGUGACAUGAAGUGCCUGGAGCCACGGCCCUGGAGCAGCACCGACUCAGACAGCUCCAACCGCACCCUCCGGCCACCCGUCACCAAGGCUAGCAGCUUCUCUGGCAUCUCCAUCCUCACCAGAGGGGAUAGCCUUGGCAGCAACAAAGGCUCGCAGGGAAGCUGCAAAGGCUCUCGCUCUGGUCUGUCCCUAGUCAGUCCUGAUGUGUGUCCUCCGCCUGCAGCCUCCCAGUCUAGCCGUAGCCUUCUUCCCUGCCCGUCACAGCAGCCGCAGCCCCAGGUCCCGCCCCAGACCGCCCUGCUGCCCACCCCACAGCAGCACCCCAUGGGAAACCACAUGAUCGCUCAGCCGGUGGCCACUCUGCAGCCCUCUCAGCCUAUCUCCUACUCCAGCCCCUCCUGCCCCCAGGUUCUCCUGCCAGUGUCUCCUCCCCAGCAGUACACAAUGGGAGAAGAUCUGGUGCCACAGUUCACCCAGAUGACUCUGAGUCGGCAGGGCUCCAGUGAGAACCCUGAGCCCCCCCCCAUGUAUCAGCCUCCUCCCACGGUGCUGACCCAGCACCCGCCUCCUCAGACCGGCUACAUCAUGGCUACCACGGGUCAGCCUAUGGCGCCUCCGUCUGGCUAUCAGCCUGCCACUGGACACCCCCAUCCUCCACCUCCACCACCUCCUCCAUCCCAGACCGUCAUGCAGGCCCCGCCCCCCCCACAGGGCUACAUGCAGGCCCCUCCACCUCAACAGAUACAGGUGUCAUACUACCCUCCUGGUCAGUAUCCCAGCUCAGGCCAGCAGUACCGUGUGCCCCAGCCCAUCUCCCACCAGGUGUCUUAUCCUGCGCAGCGCACACAAGCCAUGCCUCAGCCCACACAGCAGUCAGGUCUCCAGACCAUGAUGCCCAGCCAGCAGCCGAGCUACCAGGGCAUGAUGGGAGUGCAGCAGCCCCAGAACCCCGGCCUGCUCAAUUCCCAGAGGGCCGGCAUGGGAGGACAGAUGCAGAGCAUAAUGGUUCAGUACCCGCAGAUGCCAUCAUAUCAGGUACCAGUGGGAAAUGAGAGCCAGCAGGUGGUGCAGCAGCAGUACCAGCAGCAGGUGAUGGUGCCGGUCAGCCAGUCGGUCCAGGGCCCCAUGCCCGUCUACUACAGUGUUAUCACCCCCACACAGCAGAGCAGCACAAGCCCGGCAGUCAGCUACCUGCAGCCCCCCAGCUCUGAGCAGUAUCAAAUCACUCAGUCGCCGUCCCCUUGCAACCCUCAACAGUUGCAGCAGCAAUAUUCAGGCGUUCCUCCUCCUGGGCCCGGGGUGAUGGUCAUGCAGCUCAGCGUCCCCAACGGACCGCAGCCUUCCCAGAACCCGCCCCUGGUCCAGUGGAACCCGUGCAAAUACUACAGCAUCGAGCAGAGGCCCAGCAAGCCGGGCGAGCUCUACAAACCAGACAACACUCCGCAGGCCAGCACCCAGCUGACGAGUCCCCUGGCCUCCCCCACUCAGUCUCCCACCCCGUCUCCCUCCGGCAGCGUCAGCAGCGUCUGUCCCGGCCUGGGACCACUACCCCUCAUUUCACAGUUCCCCCGGCCCGGAGGACCAGCUCAAGGUGAUGGGCGCUACUCCCUGCUGGGGCAGCCUCUCCAGUACAGCCUGUGCCCCCCCCUCAUGCAUGGCCAGUCCUCCUACAGCUCCCAUCAGGGCCAAGGAGUAAUGAAACACGGGGCACGAGGGAAAAAACAAACACUCAAAUCUCAAUCAACAGACCUCGGCACCACUGAUGUUGUGGUGAGUCGAGUCCUGGAGGUGACGGACCUGCCGGAGGGGAUCUCCCGACCGGAGGCUGAGAAGCUCUUCAACCAGCUGUCCAUGUGCGGUGCCAAGAUCCAGUGGCUGAAGGAGCCCCAGGGAGGCCGGGGAGGGGGCUGUGGCUCCUGUCCCGGGGGGGGGCCUGCAGGGCCGGGGGCUGCCGCCGGCCUCGGGCCCUGCAUGGGGGGGAAGGGAGUCGACCCGGCUCACCUCUACACCGUCGUGGCCGUGUUCCCCAGCACCAUGGCCGCCCAGAGUGCUUCCUUCAAACUUAACAACAGCGGAGCCAGCCUCUUCAAACUGAGGGCCGCCAGAAAGAACUAUGACCUGCGCGUGCUGGAGAGGGCCAGCUCUCAGUGAGGGGGGGAGAGGGGGAGGCAGGACAGAGUGGAAGAGACAGACAGAAAGAGAGACUCUUGGUGGAACAGGAAGGAGAACUGAGGCGGACUGCUCUUAUUGUACAAUUUAAAAACAAAACAAAAAAAGUGUACUUGAGUUUAAUGAUGUGUCAAAUGUAUAAAAGGGAAGAAGGUGUGAAUCAUGAGGUGGCUGGGGUUUGGUUGCAAAUUUGGUUUUGUUUUUAUUCAUUGUUUUUGUUUUGUAUUUAUAUAGCAGAUGAGCACACAAGAGAAUGUGCGCCGUGGAAUGUGCGCUGCCAUUAUACAGAAACACAUGAAACUCCACACACACAUACACACAUACACACACACACACACACACACACACACACACACAC